Molecule: messenger RNA, 3375 nt
Organism: Ipomoea triloba (trilobed morning glory)
Lineage: Eukaryota; Viridiplantae; Streptophyta; Magnoliopsida; Solanales; Convolvulaceae
Exons: 6
Coding region: 94-3375 (1093 amino acids)
Molecular function (GO): nucleic acid binding; zinc ion binding
Source: RefSeq, a predicted model, not a curated record
AGAGACUAGCGAGCACUUGCGUAUCAAAUUGAAAUCGACGAAGACGAAGCGUAUCAAACUGAAAGAAGAUGAAGCUCGAGCAAUUGGCUGGCGAUGGAUUCGACACCAAAGCGACGCAAGGAGGAUCCACCACCAGGACUGUUUACUCUUCAUUUAAGACAUGGAGGAAGAAUAAUUAAAACUUUACCUGCUCAAUAUAUUGGUGGGGAGGUUAGUACAUUUAAUAAUAUGGAAGAAGAUGAAUGGGGUUUGGUUUGUUUAAAAGAGAAGGUUAGUGAAAUUGGUUUAGGCAUGGAUGAAGGUUUUAGGUACUUCACACUCACUGCCAAGGGGUUGCAAGAAUUGUUGCAAGAUUGUGAAGUGUGGGAUUUAGUUAACCAAUGUAAUAGUCCCAAGGUCAUAGAAAUUUGGAUUGUAAAGGGAAUUGUUGGUGCUGAUUGCAGUAAUGAUGGUAGUGGGGAAGAAGUUGAUGGUACUGAGGAGGAAUAUGAUGGUAGUGGGGAAGAACUAGAUGGCAGUGGGCAAGAACUAGAUGGCAGUGGGGAAGAUGAUGCAGAUUUUGUUAAUAAUACUGAUAUGAAUGCAGAGUAUGGAGGUUUAGGUGAUUUAGAGGUCCAAAACCAAGAUAAUGAUUACAAUAGGGCAACUGUAUGUGAGGAAGUUAACUACUCUGAUGAAGGCAGCUUGUGUGGCAGUGAUGGUGAGACAGAAGGAAUGAAAUUGCCUAAGUUUUUGAAAGAGGUAGAAGGUAAAUGUCCUAAAUUUUCAUUAGGAUUGACAUUUAAAGAUAAGGGAGAGUUUAAGGAAGCUAUUACUAAUUAUGCAAUCAAAGAAGGGAAGGAAAUGAAGUAUGAAAAAAAUGACAAAGUUCGAUGUGUUGUGAAGUGCAAGCAUUCUAGUUGUCCUUGGCAGAUUACUCUUAGACAUGGAGGAAGAAUAAUUAAAACUUUACCUGCUCAAUAUAUUGGUGGGGAGGUUAGUACAUUUAAUAAUAUGGAAGAAGAUGAAUGGGGUUUGGUUUGUUUAAAAGAGAAGGUUAGUGAAAUUGGUUUAGGCAUGGAUGAAGGUUUUAGGUACUUCACACUCACUGCCAAGGGGUUGCAAGAAUUGUUGCAAGAUUGUGAAGUGUGGGAUUUAGUUAACCAAUGUAAUAGUCCCAAGGUCAUAGAAAUUUGGAUUGUAAAGGGAAUUGUUGGUGCUGAUUGCAGUAAUGAUGGUAGUGGGGAAGAAGUUGAUGGUACUGAGGAGGAAUAUGAUGGUAGUGGGGAAGAACUAGAUGGCAGUGGGCAAGAACUAGAUGGCAGUGGGGAAGAUGAUGCAGAUUUUGUUAAUAAUACUGAUAUGAAUGCAGAGUAUGGAGGUUUAGGUGAUUUAGAGGUCCAAAACCAAGAUAAUGAUUACAAUAGGGCAACUGUAUGUGAGGAAGUUAACUACUCUGAUGAAGGCAGCUUGUGUGGCAGUGAUGGUGAGACAGAAGGAAUGAAAUUGCCUAAGUUUUUGAAAGAGGUAGAAGGUAAAUGUCCUAAAUUUUCAUUAGGAUUGACAUUUAAAGAUAAGGGAGAGUUUAAGGAAGCUAUUACUAAUUAUGCAAUCAAAGAAGGGAAGGAAAUGAAGUAUGAAAAAAAUGACAAAGUUCGAUGUGUUGUGAAGUGCAAGCAUUCUAGUUGUCCUUGGCAGAUUACUCUUAGGUAUGUUAAAGAUGAAAAAUGUUGGAGGAUAAGUGUUCUGAAGGAUAAGCAUGAUGGGUGUGUAAGGACUAAAAAAAAUGCAAUGGUCAAUUCCACCAUAGUUGCAAAAAGAUGGAAACAAGAAAUUAAAGGGCAUUUGGAUUGGAAAACAAAUCAGUUUUUAUCAAAAGUAUGCACUGAUGACCAUUACACAAUCAGUAAGAAGCAGGCAUGGAGGGCUCUAACAAAAGCAAAAAGUGAAAUAUACUGUGAGGCUGAGGAUUAUUUCAAUAAGAUAUGGUGCUACUGCAAGGAAAUUAAAAGAACAAAUCCCAAGACCAGAUGUGAGGUUGAGUUGAGUGACUUGAAAGAGAAUGGGAAAGAGAGAUUUAAGAGGAUGUAUAUAUGCUGGGAGGCUACUCGGGAAGGCUUUAAGCAUUGUAGGAAAAUCAUUGGUCUAGAUGGAUGUCAUCUCAAGUGUAAAACAGGAGGGCAGUUGUUGACAGCAGUUGGGGUAGAUGGAAAUGAGAGUAUAUUCCCUAUUUCUUAUGCAAUUGUAGAAAAUGAGAACAAGGACUCUUGGAAAUGGUUUCUAUCUUUGCUUAAGAAGGACUUGCAGCUUGAUGCCAUUUCACAAACUGAAUUUACAAUGAUUUCAGAUAAACAAAAAAUUUCACAAACUGAAUUUACAAUGAUUUCAGAUAAACAAAAAAGUCUCAUACAAGCUUUUGAAAGUAUGAUGCCAGGGGUUAAACACAGGUUUUGUGUUAGGCAUUUGCACUGUAACAUGAGGGUGGCAGGUUUCACAGCUAGGCAUUUGCACUGUAACAUGAGGGUGGCAGGUUUCACAGCAAAUCAUUUGCACUGUAACAUGAGGGUGGCAGGUUUCACAGCAAAUACUAUCAAAGAUGCAUUGUGGAAGGAUAAGCACCCAUCUGAGUGGUCGAGAUCCCACUUCACUGGAACAGCACACUGUGACAUUCUAGUAAACAACAUCUCUGAAUCUUUCAACUCAAUGCGGCUGGCUGCUAGGGAAAACCCUGUGAUUAACUGUUUGGAGCUGAUUAGAAAAAGGAUAGCUACAAGAUUAUUUGAGUUCAACACAAAGGCUGUUGAAUGGACUGGAGUCAUUUGUCCAACUAUUGUUAAGAAGAUAGAUGAGAUUGAGAAACAAGCAGGAGGUUUGAUUGGCUACCAGUGUGGCUCCAUGGCAUUUGAAAUAGUGGGAACAGUUUCUGGCCAGUAUAGUGUGGACUUAGCUACCAGGUCUUGUACUUGUAGGAGAUGGGAUCUCAUUGGAAUCCCUUGUCCACAUGCAGUUUGUGCCAUCUGGAUAAAACAUGAAAAAGGACCAAUUUGGCAUUAUGUGGAUCCUUGCUACUUAAUAUCCACAUACAUGAAAACAUAUGCAGGUUGUAUCAACCCUAUGGCUGGUUAUGAAGAGUGGCCUUCCACAGACAGAGAGCCUCCAUUGCCACCACUCUAUAAUGCUAAACCUGGAAGACCUAGAAAGCUGCGGAAGAAAUCAAGAGGUGAAACAUCUAAAACUGCAAAGACAAGUAAAGGGGGUGAGAGAAGAGAAUCUGGUGUUUACUUGACAAGGAAGCAUGUUCGUUUACAUUGCACAACAUGCAAACAACCAGGUCAUAACACCAGAAAAUGUCCACAAAAUCAGGUUACAUACUUUGUUUUACUCUUGAUUACUUAA